AUGACAGACACGGACAAGGUGCACGAUAUUAAUGGCGAAUGCUGUGGCACUGCCAUCUAUUCAGCUUCAGAUUCAACAUACUUGUGCUGCGAUGGCAACCUGUCGAGAACCAUCGCGCCAACGGACAAAUGUUGCGGUACAAUGGCGUACGAUGGUGGCUUGCAGCAGCUGUGCUGUGGCGAUCGGAUAUCAGAGAAGGACCAUGCAGAUUCAUGCUGCAAACUCAACAAUGGUACUUUCGUCGAGUAUAUGGCACAGACUCAUUUCUGCUGCAAUGGAGCUAUCCCGAAAGAUGUCGGGCUUGCUUGCUGCUACUUGUGGAUCGACGGUGAAACGAGGGCUGAAUCGUACAACACCAACACCCAGUGCUGUCAACAUCCUUAUGACAUACUUUAUCCAAAAAUCAAUGGCACCUGUCAGGAGGAACAGUAG
Molecule: messenger RNA, 432 nt
Organism: Cooperia oncophora
Lineage: Eukaryota; Metazoa; Nematoda; Chromadorea; Rhabditida; Trichostrongylidae
Source: the annotation of a GenBank genome assembly